This is a messenger RNA of Mya arenaria, 3225 nucleotides long. RefSeq lists its product as uncharacterized. Gene Ontology annotation, molecular function: 2 iron, 2 sulfur cluster binding. The record is from RefSeq and is a predicted model, not a curated record. The transcript has 3 exons. Lineage: Eukaryota; Metazoa; Mollusca; Bivalvia; Myida; Myidae. The coding region runs from base 77 to 580 and encodes 167 amino acids.
GUCGAAAAUGUAAACAAACAUAGCGGGAAAAAUAAUUUUGUUUUGCCGUAGGGCAAAACUUAAAGAAUGCCUAAAAAUGGAGAACUUAGUGUAUCUUCCUGUAGAAAAGAUUCACUUAAAGGAUUUGUAUGACUGGUCCAUUCCUGUACAGAGAUGCAAAUCAACAAAAGUUGCACUUUCCCCGGUAGGGUCACCGGCCUCCUCCCCACGCAAGAGCGGAGUCAAAGUAGAUCUGGAGAAUGGAAAGGGAACUGGCUCUCUUGUAAAGACCAAUGAACAUGACAUUGCACUCUUUCGAUAUAAAACCACUGUGUUUGCAGUCAAAGAGGAAUGCCCGCAUGCAGGUGGACCUCUCCAUCUUGGAGAGAUAGAAGACCUAGGAGAUGAGCUUCUGUGUGUCCGCUGUCCCUGGCAUGGCUGGCGGAUCAGUCUGCACGAUGGACAUGUCACCCUGCCUAAGGGGCACAACUUUCAGUCCACAGUUGUCUACCCAGUCAAGAUCACGCAGGAAGGGCAAAUAUCAAUUGGCUUUCGAGGACUAGAUUCAAAAUAUUUCAAAGUUGAUGAGGUUGAGUUUUAAGUUUGUAAUAUUAUUAUUAUGGUCACUUUACUUGGUUGUAAAUAUUGUUUUUGUUUUGUUAAAUUGUGUUCGUGAUAUUUUAUUAGUCAGUCAGGCUACGGGUAAAGGUAAUGUAACUAUUGUAACCAAGACGAUAACAGGGCUUUUUCUGGCUACUUUGGGAAGUUGAACCAAAAGCAGUCACAUUGGGAAUAACUGUGGCAGAUGUUAUAUUUUUUAAUGUCUGUGGGAAAAAGAUUCUCCUAUUCUGUCUGUUGAUACCAUAUUUGACCAACAACAUUUCUAGGAAUUUUAUUUGAAAAUUUUGCAUUCAAAUUAAGAAAAAAAUUCCCUUUUUGCCAUUGGAAGAUUGUGUAUAACUUUUGCAAUGCCAGUAAUUGUUUUGUUUGAUGUUGUUUUCAUUCCAGAUUUUGUUUGUAUUUAAGCAGUGUACUGAAAUCUUUUGGAGCCGGAGGACAAUUUGUCUUAUAUUUAUGCCGCCUACUCAGGACAAUGAUAAGUCACAAUGCAAAAGUAUUCAUAUAUAGGGACUUGAUACAGUGAAUAUUUCUCGUGUGAGAGGAUAAAGCAGUGAGGGUGGCAUGGUGUAUACAAAACCAGUUAGUAUCCAAUAUAUCCUUUGAUUUCACAGUAACAUAAUAUUGCUUGUACAAUAUUGCACAAUUACAAGCUACAAUAACUUUAUAAUGCAUUUUUUGGUCAGUUAUGUUUAAAAACAUAUUACAGCAAGCAAUACACUUUUCAGAUUUAUACCAAACUCACACAUUGGUACAGCGGGCAUCAAAAUUAAUUAUUAUGCCCCCCUUCGAAGAAAAGGGGUACCGGUAUAUAUUACUUUGCACAUGUCGGUCGGUUGGUAGGUCGGUCAGUCGGUCAGUUGGGCAUGACCAGUAGAUGACCCCGAUUGAUUAUAGGGGUCAAAGGUCAAGGUCACAGUGACCUUUAAUGGUAAAAUGAUUUUAAAGCUUGUCAAAGUGAUAACUCAAGAAUGCCUAGACCUAUGGUCAUCAAACUGCAUAUGGAGGCUGGGCCUGACCAGUAGAUGACCUCUAUUGAUUUGUGGGAUCAUCGGGUCAAAGGUCAAGGUCACAGUGACCUUGAAUGAUAAAAGGUUGUCCGAGUGAUAACUCGACAAUGCCUGAACCCAUGGCCCUCAAACUUGACGUGGAGGCUUAGCCUGACCAGUAGAUGACCCCUAUUCAUUUUAAGGUUCUUCGGGUCAAUGGUUAAGGUCAAAGUGACCUUUAAUGAUAGAAGGUUGUCUUAGUGAUAACUAGACAAUGCCUGCACCAAUGGCCCUCAAACUUGACUUAGAGGUUGGGCCGAGGACCCCUCUCGAUUUUGGGGGUCAUCAAGUCAAAAGUCAAGGUCACAGUGACCUUGAAGGCAAACUUAACAAUUCCUUGACCAAUGGUCAUCAAACUUGACAUGAAGGUUGGCCCUGACUAGUAGAUGACCCCUAUUGAUUUUUGGGGUCAUCUGGAUAAAGUUCAAGGUCAGAGUGACGUUUUAUGCGAAAAAGUAAACAAACCUCCCAGUGGUAUCUCAACAAUGCCUGAACAGUAGAUGACACCUUUUGAUAUUAGGAAUCAUAGGGUCAAAGGUCAUGGUCACAGUGACCUUAAAUGCGAAAAUGUUCUUAGAGUGAUAACUUGACAAUGCCUGCACCUUUGGCCCUCAAACUUGACUUGGGGGUUGGGCCUGACCUGUAGAUGACCCCUUUUAUUUAAGGGGUCAUCAAAGGUCAAGGUCACACUGACCUUGAACUCUGAAAGCUUUUCUGUGUGAUAAACUGACAAUGCCUGCACCCAUGACCCUCAAACUUGACAUUUAGGUUUUGGGUCACCAGUUGAUGACGCCUUUGGAUUUUGAGGUCAAAGGUCAUGGUCAUCUGAAAAUAUCAGUCAUCAUCUGAACAGGAUAAAACAUUUUGAAUGGUCAUAAUCUUAUGACAAAUCAGCUAUCAUUUCAGCCCAUGCAUAUUUCAUUCAAUUGUCCAUAUAAUCCUGACAACAUGGCGCUCAGGGGGGUGGGGGCAUAAUGUUUAACAAACAUCCCUUGUUAUGCUUGAAAUAGCUAGCAGAGAUCUUGCUUGUUUGUGGGUUGGAUUCCUUAACAUAAUGCUUAUGAAAAUUAUUGAGUUUGAAAUACAUUUAGACUAGUCUAGGGCCUAUGUAACGAAAAGGUUCAAGUUUCAAGUUGGACACAAAUUAGAAUACAUGUAUGCAAAUCUUGACUUUUUAAUAAAGGAUUUACCAAAUUGUUUUAUUUUUAUUUUGUAUACAGGUGCAUAUUCAUUUUAACAUUUUAAAAUGGUCUUUGUUUUUCUUACAUCUGACUAUUUGUACAUUGUGUUUGUUGAAUGAAAUGGUUAGCUAUGAAACAGUUCUGUAAUGUGGACAUGUUGCAAUAUAUACUGUUCUACUUUUAUGGUACUAUUAACGAUUUUUAUCAGCUAUCUAUAGACGUUUAGUUUUAUGUUUUUAUUACGAAUAUAUAGGGCUUGUUUUAAACCAUAGUCAGUAUUGCUUUAGUUUUGUUUAAAAUUAAUAUUCAGUGUAUUCACAUACAAAUUGUCAGUAAUUUGUUUAUUUACUGCAUAACUGUAACUGUAUUGUUAAGAAAAAUAAAAUUUCCUUAUUCGA